AUGAUUAUUUCAAAGUUAUUUCAUGUUGUUUUGAAAUUGAAGUUAAGCAAGCAGAAGAUCGAUUUUCAAAACCUUUUCAUCAAUAUCAGUAGCAACAACAUAAAUAUCUUUGAGAUCAUCUUUACUGCUAUUCAACCUGAAGACAAUGAUGAUGUGUGUUUAAGUAAAAAACCAAUAAAAAGUUUAUGUGAAGCAUAUCAAGCUCCAUCUCAAUCGUAA
Messenger RNA from Clunio marinus, 219 nucleotides. Lineage: Eukaryota; Metazoa; Arthropoda; Insecta; Diptera; Chironomidae. The record is from the annotation of a GenBank genome assembly.